This is a messenger RNA of Copidosoma floridanum, 4741 nucleotides long. It is a transcript of the gene mute, whose product is annotated as gon-4 like protein muscle wasted. Gene Ontology annotation, cellular component: nucleus. Gene Ontology annotation, molecular function: transcription coregulator activity. Gene Ontology annotation, biological process: regulation of DNA-templated transcription. The record is from RefSeq and is a predicted model, not a curated record. NCBI's taxonomy places the organism in Eukaryota, Metazoa, Arthropoda, Insecta, Hymenoptera, Encyrtidae.
CCUCGAAAGGAUUAACGAUUAAAGAGUGUGGUUGUUUACGCGUCCUUAUUUUAUUCUUAGAAACAAAGUUAAUUGUGUACAUUAACUGCAUUUUUUAAAAAUAAGUAUUGACGCGAGUGUGGACAAAUUUUUUUAAGUAUCCACAGAUAAGUACCAAGUGUAGAUAAUGUGUGAUUUUUUUUGUAACGUUUUUUUCCGUCAGCUGUACGUCAAAUUUUUGAUGGAAUAAACGAUAAAAUGGACAUUUCAUCAAGAAAAAAGAAUCUAUCUUUCUCUUUCAACGUUGAUUUAGAUGAUGUUGUUGACAAUGACAGUAAAUCCUCUACGGAUUCCGAAGCUGUCUUGCAAAUCGACACUACAGAAAUGGAUAUCCUUGAAAAUAAUGCGAGUAAAAAGAGAGAAUCGCUCGGUGACACGGCUUUUGUUAAGAAAAAAGAAGAAGAACUUGAAAGGCAGUUGGAUGAGAAAGCUGCCAAGACCAAUCUGACUGCAACUAAUGUAAAGAAUAUCAUUAAACAUGUCAUUUCUCAUGAACUAGUCAAAGCAAUGGUACAAAAGUCUCCGACAAUGGGUGAUAUCAUUUUUGAGCCCAAGUUGACAAGAUCGAAAGCCAAGGAAUUAGGUGUAUCGCACCCUGACAUUCUUGGACCUUUAACACCAGUGAAACAUACAAAUACUUCUGAAGUUCAGGUACUCAUUGAAGGAGAGUUUUCAGAGAAUUCGUCGGAUGAGGAAUAUGACCCUGAUAAGGACCUGCAAGAUGAUGAUAAAGAAGUUGAAUGUACAGGUUCUACUGGAAGUGAUAUUGACUCUCAGCCAUCUACGCCAGCAACACCUGACGACCCUAGCUUUAAUUUAGAAGACUUACAAUUACUGGAAGUACAAUAUGAUGAAGAAGGUGUUUUUAAAAUUCCACAGAUUCCACAUGCUCCUACCAAAGAAGAGAGUAUAGGUCACAGAACUCGAUCGAAACUUAAUCUGAAAGAAACGCCUCUAGAAGAGAUAGAACAGGCUUUUGUUCCUCCGGACAUUACAAGUGAUAUGUAUGAAUGUGAUUGGGAACCUGAUGAAGACUGGGCCCAAUUUUUGCAAUCUUGUUAUCAAAAAGAAGAAACUGGGCCUCAAGAAGUAAAUAUUAAUGAGGAUGACCCAGAGGACCCAGAAUAUAAUAUUUUAGAAGAUAAAGAAUUAGAUUUCUUGGACAAAGAAGAGUUACGACAUGAUAAAGCAGUUAAAAUACCAAAGCAUGAAUUAAAAGAUUUAAUAGCACAGCUCGGUGAGCAUGGGGAUAAAAGUGUAAGAGAUGAAAAAACACGUGAACAGGAAGAACAGUUACAACUGCAAAAAUUAACAAAAAAGAAAAAAAUAGAUACAUGUACAGCAUCUCCAACAAAUAAUUUUAUAAACAUGAAUCCAAUGGUAGAUUUAAUAACAGUAUUAGCGGAACCAGAACUUCCAAAAUAUAUCGAUAUCAAUGUGCAGCAAUUAUUGUCUGUACAAAUGUCCCAACACGUUCAAUUGUUAGCACAACAAAUUUUAAUGACUUACAAACAUCCCAAACUGCACUAUAUAUCUAAAGUCUGUAAAGAUCUUUUAAAUAGUUUAAGUACUUUAGGUACCAAUGAUAACUCGAAAUUUUUAGCUGGAAAUUUUUUUGACGCUUUACAAUUAAUAUCAGAUUGGGAGUCGAAAUUAGAUGAUCCAGUAUUUUCAAAUGAAUAUGUCGAGGGCUUAGAAACGGAAGAAAAAAAAGAAAUAUUAUAUUUUGAAAACUCACAAAAAUACAUACCAAAUUUCCAUCCAGAACUUAUUAAGUUAAUGGCUGAAAGUAAAGCACUCCAGCAUCCUCAAAUGUUACCAGAAGUCUUUCCCAGAACUGUUACUGGCAGUAAUAAAACUAUACGAUAUUUACCUUCGGAAGAAAAUCUUAUUGCUAUUGGUUUGGAACAGUUUAUUUCAUACUAUAAGAGUUCUAAAAAACAAUUUCGUAAAGAUAUCGAUUUUUUAAAUGAUGCUGUAAGGGAUAUUCAAAAGUAUUUAAUACCUGUAAGAAGUAUGAGUGCACUGAUGUAUUACAUUAAAAAACGUAAAUGGAGUAAAAAAGAUAAUAUCAUAAAGGAUUACUUUGUUCACGGGACGGUUCCUAAAGUUGAGCAUCAAGUUUUACCUUUAUAUCCACGUCUAGCACCUAUAGAUCAGCCUAUCGAAGUUUUACCAAAUAACUGGAAAAAAUUUAUACUUAGCAUGAAAAAGAAUGAUCUUGAUGAGUUUUUGAAAUUUCCGAAAAGCCCCCAAAAAAACAUGAAAAAAACGGAUAGCUCUGUCAUGUCUUUGAAUGUAGCAGAUGCAAAUCAUGAUCUAAGAAAUCCGAUGGUUUACAUGUUUCAUAUGCCAUCGUUAAUGACACCUGAUAAGAGUAUAGUCAGUAAUGUAUCGAUACAAAAUACAAAUGAAAAUGAAAACUCCGAAACACUGGAGCAAAACGUGAUUACGAUAGAACCUGAGAUAAAAGUCGAACCUUGUAUAUCCACGUCAAAGACAACUCCAAAAAAGUGUUCCUCUAUCGCAGAGUCAAAAAUCAAUAUGAAAACAAGAGCGGCUCAGUUGAAGGCGAAUGAAACUAAAUCCGAUGCCGAAUCGGCUAAAAGUCAAAGAGCUGGCGAGACAGAUGAAGAAAAAACGAGACCGACUCGUCUCAGGAUGACUACUCCCAGACUGGCUAAAAUAAAAAGUGCUCAAAAUAUGAAACUCCUAGCUCAAGCAAUGUCUUCAAGAACUUCGGUAUCCAGUUGUAACGUGGAAGAAAAUAAAGAAGAUAAUAAAAACGAAGACAGCGAAGAUUUACUUUCAGUUGACAAAGGGGACAACGAAGAUGAAAUAGCUGAGCUUAUGUUGGCUAGUACGACUAUAAAAAAGAAUACAACAAAUCGGAAAAAAACAAAACAAGCCAGAGAACAGGAAAAUUUAAAAAGACUCAUAGAUGCACAAAGAAAUAUUGAUGAAAACGAGAGAGCUCACAGAUUUGCCUCUUCUUAUUUACAAAGAGUACACGAAAGAUUAGAAUCGCAAGAUCCAGAACUGUCUAAAAUGAUCGCCAAAUCUUUUGUCGAAUUUGAAAAAAAUAUGCAAAAAGCAUGUCAACCUGAAUGCACUGAUGACUGUGCGGAGGUCGCCGAAUCGCCAUGUAAUUCUAAAAAAUCUGAGAAAGAUAUUCUUACAAUCGAGUUUUACAAAGAUAUUUGUGAAAAUCUGAAAGAUCAUCCAGAUCUCUGUUCGGAGUUUGUGUUAUUUUUGAAACCUCAUCAAGCUGUCAUGAUCAACAAAGCCGCGGAAUACUUGAUGUUGAUGACAGUUUCGGAUUUUUUUCUCAUCACACAAAAUUACUUUUCAAAACAACCAUCCCGAAUAGCAAAAAUCAUGCAGGCUUUAACGCAAAUGGCCUCAGAUCCUCAUAUAAAUGUAGGAACGUUGUUGAAUACUACAAACUCUGUCUUUAAGGGCCACCCUAUGAUCAUAGAUAUGUUUCUGCACUUAUUUCCGAAAUUGAAACCUCCUGAAAGUUUGUUUGCGCCCGGCUCAUUUGAAAAUCUAGUUUGUCCCUCGGGACCAUCGCAUGACAAACAAAAAGAGUUCGAUGAAGAUGCACCAGAAUUGUACGAAAGUAUUGACUUGCCGGUAUUGUCUAUUCAGGAAGAUCCUUAUGGUGGUGAUAGUUGCAAGUGCGACUGUCAUGCAGGAAAUGAUGAGACCAAAUCAAAAGGGACGAAUGAGCAUUGCGCAGCUUGUGGAACAAGAUUUUUGAAUGGAAGAGUUUAUUUGCAAACCCCGGAAGGUUUAAGGCCGGCCAAAAUCACGUUUCCCGGUGCUGAAGAAGAAAAGUUGGAAAAUAUCUCUCGAGUAUCGUUAAAGACUACUAAACGCAUUCCAUCUCCACCGCCGAAAAAACGUCGAAAAUAUUCAAAACGUGAUUCCAUAUCGGAAGAGCCUGAUGGCGCAAAAGCAGGUCUUUCCAAAGUUUCUCCGGCUAAGGACAAUGAAGAAAAGGUGAAAUCUAAAAAAACGUCAAAAUCGCCACUCAAAUCUGCUACCAAAGUUCAAACUGCCAUUGUAAAAUGUAAACGUGAUAAGAAGAGUGAUAAAAAAGAUGAAAAAACAAAACAAACGACUGAUGACGAUCAAGGCGAACCUACUUACGUGGAACAAAAAGAAUUUGAUGAAGUCAACUGUAAAAUAGAAGAAACUAGUACGGAUAGCCAUGAAGAUGACAAUCUGACAAGCCCGGAAAAAAGAAGUUUACCAGGUAGAGAAAAAACAGAAAUAUCCAGUGACUCCGAUAGUCAUACAGAAGCUGAAAUAGAUAUAAAUAAAUCUUGGACAUUGGAAGAUGACAGAACACUGUUGGAGCAAAUUCAAAAAGACUACUCUGAAAAAACUUUCAACUUAGUUAGCUUGCUCUUGAAACGACCUGUUGAACAGGUGAAGGAACGUUUUGAAUUUUUACUACUGUUGUUAGAACAAAUGUCAUAAGUAUUAUAUCUUGUAUUAGCGAUACGUUUUGUACAAACUUCUUUCAUACAAAGUGUAAAUAGUCAACAGUAUUUAAACGAAAUUAAAUUUUUUAUAUAAAUUUAUGGUUUUUAUUUGCUUUAUAAUACUUAUAAAGUCUUUAUUACAUUUAAUCUCUCCAAACGGAUUUAUUUUCUAUAAAAAUGACAAAUGGCAAUGUAUAAUUCAUUCUCGG